Molecule: messenger RNA, 1041 nt
Organism: Neoarthrinium moseri
Lineage: Eukaryota; Fungi; Ascomycota; Sordariomycetes; Amphisphaeriales; Apiosporaceae
Exons: 1
Coding region: 1-1041 (346 amino acids)
Source: RefSeq, a predicted model, not a curated record
AUGGAUGCUAACGGUGGCCAACAAUGUCGGCAAUCGGAUUCCCACUCAUUUCGCGAAUUCAUACAAGGUGAGAGGGAGUCCGCCCAAAUAAGCCCAGCGACAGCAGCAGAUGAGUCGGGUCAGGGAGUAUCCUUCCAGGAAACUGCUUCACAGUCACCGAUCGCGCAACGUCAUAUAUCAAGAGCCGAGGGCCAUAGAGCACCAUUGUCAUCCUCGUGGAUCACCGACGAGGAGCUUUGGGAGAUAGACAGCGCAUUUUCGAGAACAGUGGACGGCCUGCUUGACAAGAGCUUUGGAUUCAAUCUAGGUCGAUUCCAGGGAAGCUCGUCUUUUCCUCCUCUCCUCUUUGAUGAAGGACUCGGCGUGGCUCUUUGCAUUAGGCGAUCAAGAGCAGCAGAGGGUACCGGGCCGAUCACUUUCAGUUCCAAAGACGAUAUUGUCUUCGCCAAAAAGCUCCGUGAUUUGGUCGCAGAGGUCAAUUCCUCGUCAUUUAUUCAUGUCGAUCUUAUAUGGUCGAUCUACAUCACCGACUUCUUCGAUCUUCACCCUCCGUCGAGCCCUCCGAAGUGGUGGAGACCAGGCGCAGACAUGGAUACGGAAGAGCGCGAGCUCACUUCAUUUGCUCUCGCAGACAUUCAGGAUGUAGCAGACAAUGACCAAGCGAUGACACCCGUGGAACUCGGGCAGAGCGACGAGCCCCCGAUCGCCAGCACGUCGGAUGACCCGGAGGAGGUUCAUCACCGUGAGGCAUCUGCUUCUUACCACCGCCGGUAUGCUGUGAGUUCUGUUGAUGGUCCACAAUGGCUGCCAUCGAAACCGAAAAGGCCGAUACUUUCGCCCCUUCGCAUCCCUCAGCAGCCUAUCUUAUCUGUUGCUCGUCAGUCGUUACCAAGAUCAAGAAGGGGUGUGAGAACUGCCGCUUCAAGCAAGCUCGAGGCCGGCAAUAGCAAAACAUCGGAGCUACCAAAAGCCUUGAAAGCAAAACCGCAGGUCAGUACGACGAGGCCUCCGUGGCGCCCAGCAGGCUCCAUCCUGGGGUAG